AUGGCGACAGCAAUCAAGGCGGCAUGGGCAUAUGUUUUGACACAAGAGACUGGAAAAACGGACGUUCUCUUUGGCCAGGUCACAAAUUGUCGGGGCAUCCUGCCGGACGGAGGGGAGGGGAUGGUCGGAAUGUGUCUAAACACAACAGCUGUGCUGGUUGAAGUUAAACCGACUAACCGGGUUCGCGAUCUUCUGGCGAUGGUCCAGCAACAGCAUAUCAAAUCAGUUGAAUAUGAAACGAACGAUUGGUUUGAUAUUGUUGCGCGGAGUACUUCCUGGUCGGCCGAUACCGAUCUUGACUCCGGCGUACUGCAUGAGAACUUUCCCACUUUGCAUGAAAUGACCCUUGGAAAUGCCACGGGACAAAUGAUAGAGCCUAUAUUCGAGGACAGUAAGUGGACACGACACCUGUUGAUUACUUUCCCGGGACCGCAAGGAUUGGUGACUUUCUUCGUAACGAGGAAGGGCGCCCUUGAUAAUACUAUGGCGGAGGGGCUGGUGCCCACGUUCAAUGACACCCUCGUGCGGUUCUUGGAUGUUAUUGGUCCUGUCCGUUGA
This is a messenger RNA of Penicillium arizonense, 558 nucleotides long. RefSeq lists its product as uncharacterized. Gene Ontology annotation, biological process: secondary metabolite biosynthetic process; amino acid activation for nonribosomal peptide biosynthetic process. The coding region runs from base 1 to 558 and encodes 185 amino acids. Gene Ontology annotation, molecular function: phosphopantetheine binding; catalytic activity. The record is from RefSeq and is a predicted model, not a curated record. The transcript has a single exon. Gene Ontology annotation, cellular component: cytoplasm. NCBI's taxonomy places the organism in Eukaryota, Fungi, Ascomycota, Eurotiomycetes, Eurotiales, Aspergillaceae.